CUGUCAUCGCUAGUGGUGUGACCGUUCGGCUGAUUGAUAUUGUUACAACGAUUUUUUCGCUGUUAAAAAUAUUUAAUAAUACCCCUUAAAUCGCGUGCCAGGCACGCGAGUGUGUGUGUCAGCCCCAACGUCAAUGCUGCGUACAAAAACCGCCGACGCCAUGACCAAGAGCAGAAGCAACAACGCCUUGGAGACUAACAACAACAUGCGAUCCUGCUAAGAUCAGAGUGAACGCGAACCCAGCCCGAUCAUGAGUCGCCAGGAGGGAGCUGCAUCCCGUCCAGCCGAGGGAGCGGCCGGCCCAGUUACAUCGUCAUCCUCAUCGACAUCGUCCACCCACUCAGUGAGUGCUGUCCUGGGCAGCAAGAUAUCCACCUCGACGCCGCAGAAAAACGAUGAGCAGCAGGAGCAGGAGUUUAUCAACCAGAGCGUGGCCAGCGAGAUCGAGGCCAUGUCCAUUUCGGGCUCCGUAUCUGCGGACAGCAGCAGUGGCACCACGGCAGGCGCCACCAUGAGCGGCAGUCCGGUGCCGAAGCGGCACCUAAGCACUGCCAAUCUGUCGCGGAUUCGUCCGCAGUCGAGCUACUCGGCUCGCGUCCUCAUCUUCGACGACUCCGACCAGGAGGCAGCUGCCGCUGCAGCGGCUCUGGCGGCUGCCUCGUCCUCGUGCAACAGCAGCGUCAAGUCCUGCAGCGGAUUGGAGCUGCUGCCCACCUCGCCGGCCAAGCUUUCCAUCGGCAACGAUAGCACCAACGGCUCCUCGAUGAUGCGCAAUCUAAAUCUGACCAAGAGCUCGUCCGGCGGCUUGUCCGGAAGUUCCAGCUCCUUGCAUUCGAGGGGAUACACGGCCCUUCUCCGGAAGAUUUCCUACCAGCAACACACCAAUUCGUUGCGUGCAGUCAGCAGCGAAGCCUCAAAUCUGUUGCGCAUGCGUCACUCCUCGCUGGGAAAGUCGGCACCCUGCCUCACUGGCAACUAUUUCCGCCACGAGCUGGCUGCUCCGCCACCGAUUCAGGCUCCCGGCUUUGGGGCUUCUCCUUCGGGCGGCCACAACAUCUCAAGGUCGGGCAGUUGUGCCGGGAUUGGCAUGGUUAAGCACCACCAUCACCAUCAUUUGCACGGCGUUGUGAUGAGAGGAUCGGCUGGUGGAGGCACUGGAUCAGCGGGCGCCUCCUCGAGUGGAGUGGCUCAUCAUCGCCUCAGCUUGGUCACCAAUGCUGCUGCCGUGGCAGCGGCUGGCGGAUCUCGGGCCCAUUCUCCGUACUCGGCCAGUCCCGUGGACAGUCCGCGCCUCAAUUCACCCAUGCCAUUUGCAUUUGCUCCGAUCAAAAGGAUCGCCUCGUGCCGUGGCGUUGUGGACGGUCGUCGCUGGUCCGUGGCCUCGCUUCCCUCCUCUGGAUACGGCACCACCCCGGGCAGCUCCAAUUUAUCGUCUCAGUGCUCCAGUCAGGAGGGGCUCAACCAGUUGCCGCACAACAUUCCGCCCGGUGUCCAGGAGGCGGAUGCCGCUGCCGUGGCCGCCGGUGCCUGCUGUGCCGAGCACCUCAAGCAGCAUUGUCCCAAGCACUGCGCUCUGUUACUGGCCGUUUCCCAGAAGCAACUGACGCCCCAGCCGCCGAAACCAUCCCAGCUGCAUCCCCAGAAACUGAUAACAGCGCCUUGUAAUAAUUGCUGUGCCGAACUGAGCUUGGCCUGCGGAGGUCAACAGGCUGGCGGAAAUGGUGGCCCAUCGGCCAAUACCUCUGCCUCGAGUGCUGUGCAGGUUGGGGGUCGAAUGUCGCCCUUCUUUCGUCCACGCUCCCGAUCGCUCUCCAGCCCAUCGCGCUCACCUAUCGUGGACAAUGAGAUUGCCGUGAUGAACACUCUGUACAAGGAGCGUUUCCCCAAGGCCACCCAGCAAAUGGAGGAGCGUCUAAAGCACUUCAUCAACGAAAACAAGAGUGCUGCUUGCAACAGCUUUAGGGACUCGCAGCCGAUAGUGCGCUUUGUGCAUCAUCAGGUAUUGGAAAUGGCAAGGGACUGCCUGCACAAAUCGGAGGCCAAGUUGAUAACCUCGCAAUAUUUCUAUGAGCUAAGUGAGAAUCUGGAGCGUUUGCUGGUCGAGACCAAGGAGAAAUCGCCGGAGGCGGCCGCUGAGCUAAAUGGUGUGAUUAAAAAGCUUCUAUUGAUUAUUUCGCGUCCAGCUCGAUUGCUGGAAUGCCUGGAAUUCGAUCCGCAGGAGUUCUACGAGCUAUUGGAGGCUGCCGAGGGACAAGCCAAGGCCAUGCCCGUUAUCAAGGCGGACAUUCCGCAAUACAUAAUCCACAAGCUGGGCCUGAACCGUGAUCCAAUCGCAGAACUUCAGCAAGAGUUGAGGGAGACACAGCAGAUGUGCUCGGAGCAGGUUACCGUGGACGCGGAUCCUCUGCAACCGAAUGGCAGUUUGCUCCUCAAUUCGCCCCUCACCAGUGCAGCCAAACAGUUGAGCAGCCUGGCCCUGGAUUCCAUUGCCUUGGACUCAGGGAGUGGCACAGCGACACCUCAGCAGCCUCCUCAGACCCCCGUAGCUACGUGUGAAAAUGCUCCAUCUUUUGCACAGGCUAUAAGCCAGAUGAAUGAGGAAAGAACAGGAGCAGGUAGUGCAGUUGGAGGAUCAGGAGCAGGAGCUGGAGGAUUCCCUGUAGGAGCUGCAGGAACAACAGCAGGCAGUGGAGCCCAACAACAACCCUCACCCCAAGAAAACGACUUUGACAUUGUCAAGCUGAUCUCAAAUGGUGCUUACGGAGCCGUCUACCUGGUGAAGCACAAGACCACCCGUCAGCGCUUCGCCAUGAAGAAAAUCAACAAAAAUAAUCUCAUUCUGCGCAACCAGGUGGAGCAGGUGUUUGCCGAGCGUGACAUUCUCUCGUUCGCCGACAAUCCCUUUGUGGUCAGCAUGUACUGUUCGUUCGAGACCAAGAAACACCUGUGCCUGGUAAUGGAGUACGUGGAGGGUGGCGACUGCGGAACGCUGCUGAAGAACAUCGGGCCACUGCCCGCGGACAUGGCCCGCUUCUAUUUCGCCGAGACAGUAUUAGCCGUAGAGUAUCUGCACAGCUACGGCAUCGUGCACCGCGACCUGAAGCCGGACAAUCUUCUGAUCACGGCCCUGGGCCACAUCAAGCUGACUGACUUUGGGCUCUCCAAGAUGGGUCUUAUGUCGUUGGCCACCAAUCUGUACGAGGGAUAUAUCGAUUCGGAGACUAGGCAAUUUUCCGACAAGCAGGUGUAUGGCACACCCGAGUACAUUGCCCCCGAAGUGAUCCUACGCCAAGGUUAUGGCAAACCAGUCGAUUGGUGGUCAAUGGGCAUCAUUCUAUACGAAUUCCUUAUCGGUUGUGUGCCGUUUUUUGGCGAGACCACGGAGGAAUUAUUUGCGCACACAGUCAACGAUGACAUCGAGUGGCCGGACAGUGAAGAUUGGCCCGUGCAAUCGGAGGCAAAGGACAUAAUUUCGCAGUUGCUGCAGCAGAAUCCGAGGGAUCGUUUGGGCACCCAAUCGGGUGCCCUUGAAAUGAAGGAGCAUGAAUAUUUUCUGGGCAUGGAUUGGAAUUCCCUGCUGCGUCAAAAGGCAGAGUUUGUGCCGCAGUUGUCUCACGAUGAUGAUACCAGUUAUUUUGACACCCGCAUGGAUCGCUACAACCAUGAUCUAGGUGGCGAAGAUACGGACGACACAGAUGAUACGCCCGUUUUUGGCAGUUUUAAUUCGUAUACUCCGCAAUAUAGGAAGCAGCAUUAUAGUUGGUCUCGUCAUGCCACGCCCUCGGCCACCGAUGGCGCCAAACCGACUGGCCCGCCACCACUUACAUCGCUACCAUCGCGUGCCCAGGAGAACCCAGUAGCAGCCGCAGGUCCCACAUCAACUGGCGCCCUGCCUAAACUCAAAACGGGGACGGGAAGCGGUAGUGGUAGCGGUAGUGGUUCGGGUAGCGCCUCCAACGAGGGAGUGGUCAACAAGUUCUUGAACACGCCACAACUGCGAAAGCUAGAUCUCUCGUCCAGCUGCCUGAAGGUGCCGUCCACCCCAGAUGCCGACUAUUUGCCCGAGUUGCUGCACAAUGUCACGAUUGGAAACGACGCGGAACUGCGGAUGUUGAAACACUAUCUUCAGCAACCGGUUUCCGGGCAAACUCAGCGCAUGCAGCAGCGUCAUAGCAUGCCGCCAAACACGACGACCAUCAUCAGCACGCCGGCCACUCCGCCACCAACUCAAAGUCAGGCGGCAAUGGCGGCCACUCCGCCAACAGCCACGGUGGGCAGCUUCUCACGCAGCACGCCGGAGAGUUCGCAAACGGACAGUGAUGACUUCUCGCCGCAGAUCAACCGAAAACGAAAGGGCGUCUGUGCCAGGGACAUUUUGCCACGUUUCUCCAUCUCGAUAGAGGACGAAACCAUUUCCGCGGGCAGCUCAUCCACGGAGAACAUGAACUUGCCCAGGGAACAAUCCCCGCUGGCGUUGCAGCAUCAACCGAAAUCCAUGGACGGCAGCAGCAGUGGCACCAGCAUGAAGCACCAUCGUUCCAGGUCGAUUGUUAAGUCAGCAUCCGCUUUGGGCUUGUCGCUGAUGACAUCACUGGACAACAGUCAAUUGGCCGCUCAGUUGUGCGGCAUUCAAUCGCCGGGCGGCGGAGGCAAUGGCUCCAGCACAGCCAGCUCCAGGGAUACGUCUCCUUGCCGAGAGCUCUCGCCAUUGGUCACAAAUCUGAAGCCACCGAUCAUCAUUCGACGUGGACCGCGUGGAUUUGGUUUUACUGUACACACCAUCCGGGUGUACUAUGGCGACACGGACUUUUAUACGAUGCACCAUUUGGUCAUGGCCGUAGACGAGGGCAGCCCGGCUUUUGAGGCAGGGCUGCGACCGGCGGAUCUCAUUACCCAUGUCAAUGGUGAGGCUGUGCAGGGUCUGUUCCACACACAGGUGCUGCAGCUGCUCCUAAGCGGCGGCGAGCAUGUUACCCUGCGGGCCACGCCCCUCGAACACACUAGCAUUCAGAGCGGUGGCCGCAAGCGCGAUCUCAUGCACAGCAAGCUGGCCAAAAAGGGUGUGAACCGCCAGAAGAAGCAGACCAAGCGGGAGCACGACAAGAAGCGUAAGACUUCGCUGUUCCGCCGCAUAAGCAGCAAGCGCGCCAAUGCGGAGAUGCAGCAGUACUCUGCUGGCACAAGCUCACCGACCACACCAUCAGCAAGAAAUCUGUCACCGUUGGAUUCUUCGUAUCACAGCAGCUGUUGCCAGUCGGCAGCUAACUCCUCAUCGCAGUCCACCUCGCCCUCUUCCUCAUCGCCCAACACACCCACCGGUUCGAGUGGCUCCAAUCACGGUGGCAACGCAGCAUCCGCUCCAGUUGCUCCCUCGGCCCUCAGUGUGCAAUUGCCCGCUGCCCCGCCACCCACGCAGCUGGUGCUCUUGCCCCAUGUGGGAGCCGUCGUCGGCAGUAGUCCCACCUCUGUGGGAAAUGUGCCAGUGUCUCCCACUGGCGUCGUUCCGCAGCUGUAUCAGCGUCCAUCCACUCUACAUGGUCUCAAGCACAAGCUGCACGCGGCCACCUCCGUAAUAGCGGGCGGAGGCAAUGCCAGCAAUCCCGCCGGAGGACUGAAGACCCUCCACACCACGAGCAACAAUUCGCUGCCGAAUCGCCGGAAGUCUGUGGGCCACAUUCCGCUGUCUCCGUUGGCGCGGACUCCUUCCCCAUCGCCGCUGCCAUCGUCGCCCACACGAUCUCCUUCCCCAUUGGCCUUUCCACUGGUUGGUCAUCAGCCAGGUGCCUCCAACACCACACAGUCUUACAGUCCUGGGAGCACGCUGCCCACGUUGCAGACGGCGGUGAAUGCCAACACCAAGAAGGCAGGAUUUGCGCGCACCAAGUCAGCGGAACCGAGUUCUCCGCUGCUUAGACGGGCCUUGUCCCCGGACCGCUUGCACCCUCGUAGCGCUGAAACGAAGAUAUCGCCACUGUGCUGCUCGCCGCCCAUCAAGCAGCCCACGCACCAGCGAGUUGUGACCACCACCUGGAGGUCGACGCCAGGCGGCAAUGCAGCGGGAUCUGGAGGUGCAGUUUCAGGUGCUCCUGCAGCACAAGCACAGCAGAUGGUAAUGGCCGCCCCUGAGGAAUCUCAAAGACAAACCGCUGUGGCUUCAGUGGUUCCCACAACCACUUCCGGUACGGAGUCAAGUGCCACCGCUGUGGUUACCCUGGCCAACUCCGAGCCUCUGCCCCGCAUUGCCGAGGAGAAGGAUUCGCCCACCAGCACCCAGGACAGCAGCAGUGUGUCCGAGGGAUUCAUGCCCGCCAUCGAGGAGUAUGGUGAGGGGGAGUCCUCGUCCUCGCCCACUCAAACCCUCGAGAAGCCCACUAAGGUCAAGGCUACCGAGCAACCAGAAAUGGAGCCUGCUGGCAAGACCAAGAAGGUAGACCAGGGUAAAACCAUAGCCCCAUCAGCACCCAAAUCCAAGUCCCAGAACAGUGGCUGUAAAACUUCGAUGACAACGACAAAGCCCGCCAGUCCGAGCGUGACCAUCACCACAGGACCACGCAAGGACUCAAUGGCUACGACAGGAGGUGGAACCACUGCAACUGGAGCAACUGCAGGCACUUCUGCUGCCAAGCAGAGGAAGUAGCGCCAGAGCAGCCGCGGUGGAUAUGGAUGCUUGUGUUUUAAAUUUCGCGUUUAAACGUUUAUCUAAGAUGAGGAAAAGAAGAAGGAAGGGCGUGGAUGGGGGGCAGGAAAUGGAAAUGGAAGCCGCAGGAAUUCAAUAUAUAUUUAUAGCGAUUGAUUGCGUUUUAAACCUUUUUUCGAAGUAAGCUUGUGUUUUUGCGCAAAUCAUAAAAUUUAGCAAUGAAAUUAAUUAGAAAAUUCUGAAACCUAGUAGUUUGUAGAUGUCGUAACUAAAGAAAAACAAAAAGAAUACCGCUUGAAAACUCUUAAUGUAAAUUAGUAGGCACGAAAGCAAAUCGAGAAAAAGCACGAUAUUCCAGUUAAAACAAAACUAAGAGGCACCACGCAAUUAUGUACUGUAUAUAAAUGUGUAACAUUGAUAGAAUUAACGAAUUGAGGACUACGGAUGGUGAGUCGAAUGGAGAGUCAUGGAGCGGAAUACGCGGUGUUUGGGCUGCGUUUAUAACAUUUUUGCGAAUCUAUACACUAUGCCGAAUUCAAUAUAAACUAUAUAUUAAAUAAAUGUUAUGUGUGUGUGUAAA
Drosophila suzukii is the source of this 7217-nucleotide messenger RNA. RefSeq names its product microtubule-associated serine/threonine (MAST) protein kinase dop (gene dop). The record is from RefSeq and is a predicted model, not a curated record. NCBI's taxonomy places the organism in Eukaryota, Metazoa, Arthropoda, Insecta, Diptera, Drosophilidae. Gene Ontology annotation, biological process: peptidyl-serine phosphorylation; intracellular signal transduction. Gene Ontology annotation, molecular function: protein serine/threonine kinase activity; ATP binding; magnesium ion binding.